UAGUUGCUCUAAUAAAAGAUACCACAUUUACCCACAGAAUCUUGUCUGCCUCUAACCCAGCAGGGAGUUAGUCUGAAUUAACACUAAAUAAGCUACCUGCUGUGGUGCAGGCUGAGUAAUGCCUGCAUUCUGAGAGUAUGAUGACUGUUUUGAUUGGAAAAGGUCACCCGGGACCCUUCCCUUCAAGAUACCCUCUCGCUCCAGAUCCUAACAACCGUUGCUGCUCUGAGGCUACUUGGGAACCACAAGACACUUUCUCCCUUGACUCCUGGCUGAGCCAGAGAGGCUAGAAUUAAACUUAAAGCCUUGGAUAACUAUAUUCUCUGUCACCAGCUGCUGGACACUUUGUGGCUGGAGGACUGUUGUCCUGAAUUGUAAUAAAUUAACUCAUCCACCUUUUGGGGGGCAAGUGCUUUGGGGAGGAACUGAAGUGUUCACUGUUGCUUCCUCUUUUUGAAGCCCACAGGCUGUAACGAUCCAGGCCCUGAAUGUCCUGCUUCAGCCAAUGGACUGUGUUUUGAGAUCAGCCUCCCAACCUUUGGAAUGCCCAGGUUUCCUGGGUGAGUCUGUAAAGGAUUCUGCUGUUGUUGAGAAUCUUCUGUCCUCCAAGCCAUCUUGUGCUGCUCUCCUGUGUCAGACUUUAGCUCAUCUGGAGGAGCUGCUGUGCAUGGCUAGUUUGCCAGUGGAUGUGCCCCAUAUACCUCUGCUGCAAUCUGUCAUGAUAACAUUACAAUUCUGUAAUGGCCUUGCAACUCCAGUCUCCUGUCUGGGAAGUAGGAUGAGCAGAAUCCUGAUUGGUUGCUUCAGAGUUCAGAGGUCAGCGCUUGACCUUCUGGGAGCUCUGUCUCAGUGGGCAAGUGAUGCUGCAUUCAAGGAAAGUGUAUUUGAUAUCCUUCUUAAAUACCUGGAGGGUCCAGAUAGCAGUCCUACCGUUCUGAAAAAAUCAUUUCAAGCUACGUUCAAGUGGAUUUUGUGCUUAUGUGACCCUCCCAGCUUCAGCAAUCACUGGCAGCAGACUGAGCAGGUUCUUCAACGUCUGUUCCUGGCACUGCAGAAGCGGAUGUGCAGCCCUUGCUGGGAAGUCCGGGACUCUGCCCUGGAGUUUCUCACCCUCCUAGUUAAACACUUGAGAGAGCGGGAUGGGUUCAGGCAAGUUCUCUUCUCUUCGGAGGUGCCAGGACUUGCAGAGGAUCUUCUUCGAGACCCAGAGAGUUACGUGCGAGCAAGUGCUGUGGCUGCCAUGGGGCAGCUUUCCUUCAUCACCCACCUUGUCUCAAACAUACCUGCCCCAGAUGAUGUAAACAACAAAGAGGAAGACAUUGUAACAGAGUUACACGAAAUCUUAUCCACCGACUCGGAGGGCUUCCCUCGAAGGGCUGUGAUCCGAGUCUUCACUGACUGGCUGAGAGAAGGCCACGCAGAGGUGCUAAAAGACACUGAGCAGUUUGUCUCCCGAGCAAUCCAGGCUGUGAACGGUGACUUAGACUGGGAAGUCAAAGUCAGUGGUCUGGAACUGGCUCAAGCGUUUUCUGCCCAGACGCUUAGCCAGCCUGGCCUUGCUGGAUGCCCAUAUUCUGCUGUCUUAUCCUCUGCCACCCGCUCCACUCGUCUGAACGAGUCCCUGCAGAUAUUUCAGCGAGUGAAGUUGUUUGAGUUCCUGUUUGGUGCAUUGUGCGACUGUGACAGGCCAGUAGCUCAGAAAGCCUGCGAAAUUCUCCUGGCCUUGAAAGCUCAGCUCUGUGAUGAUAGCCCGACAGACAGGCUGGGACCUGGAGGUUUACCUGCAGAAGUGCACAGCCUUGCUCAGUUAGAAACGACUGUGAGGAGAUGGAUGUCCCAGGCCCAGACCAAUCCCAGUGGUGAUGGCAAUGGGGUUAGCUCCCAUGAGCCACACAGUGUCCUGCUGGUUCUGGGAACAAUUGACUUAGAGGGGCUCCGCGCAGCUCUGGAUAAGAGUAGUGAUCACAUUGAGAAGAGCCCCCAGUCCCUCCUGCAGGACAUCCUGGCUACUGUGGGGACACUGGAGGAGAAUGAAGCUGACUGCUACUGACCUCUAUGCUAGGCUUCUGCUCUGAGUGGGCGUUAAUUGAAGCCACUGUCUGGUUGCAGGAGAAUUUGUUUGCUACCCACGAGUAGAGAUGAGGGAUAUAGUCUGGAGAAAGACAAGCUGUUAGGGAGUCUGUCCUCCUCCUGGGCCUUUCCCUCUCUUGAAUGGGUUAGACCGUCUUUUGGGCAUGCCGCCAUUUCCCAUGUGGUGCAGUAAUUGCCAAAGAACAAUUUUUGUUAAAUGCACAUUUUAUAUUAAAUUGUUUCUCAGCCGGAUGCCUCCACUUCAUUUUAACACACAUCCUUUGCUUUAGCCUG
Molecule: messenger RNA, 2364 nt
Organism: Alligator sinensis (Chinese alligator)
Lineage: Eukaryota; Metazoa; Chordata; Crocodylia; Alligatoridae
Product: BRCA1-associated ATM activator 1-like
Exons: 8
Coding region: 506-2050 (514 amino acids)
Biological process (GO): cell population proliferation; positive regulation of protein phosphorylation; DNA damage response
Cellular component (GO): nucleus
Source: RefSeq, a predicted model, not a curated record